AAUGUUACGGUUAAUAUUACUGUAAACUCUAGUAUUGUUGUUGUUGUUGUUGUUGUUGUUGUUGUCACGAUUAUCAAUGUUCCUAAAACACUUUGUUUUUCUCUGCAGGAAACCAAGCAAUCCUGUCGUCCACUCCUCUGCAGCGUCUUUCCUCGUCUCUGAGCGUCCUCUGUCCUCGCCUCUGAGCGUCCUCUGUCCUUAACUCUGUGUCCUCCUCAGCUGUCGUCCACUCCUCUGCAGCUUCUUUCCUUGUCUCUGAGCGUCCUCUGUCCUCGCCUCUGAGCGUCCUCUGUCCUCGCCUCUGAGCGUCCUCUGUCCUUGUCUCUGAGCGUCCUCUAUCCUCGUCUCUGAGUGUCCUCUGUCCUUGUCUCUGAGCGUCCUCUGUCCUCGUCUCUGAGCGUCCGCUGUCCUCGUCUCUGAGCGUCCUCUGUCCUUAACUCUGUGUCCUCCUCAGCUGUCGUCCACUCCUCUGCAGCUUCUUUCCUCGUCUCUGAGCGUCCUCUGUCCUUAACUCUGUGUCCUCCUCAGCUGUCGUCCACUCCUCUGCAGCGUCUUUCCUCGUCUCUGAGCGUCCGCUGUCCUCGUCUCCGAGCGUCCUCUGUCCUUAACUCUGUGUCCUCCUCAGCUGUCGUCCACUCCUCUGCAGCGUCUUUCCUCGUCUCUGAGCGUCCUCUGUCCUCGCCUCUGAGCGUCCUCUGUCCUUAACUCUGUGUCCUCCUCAGCUGUCGUCCACUCCUCUGCAGCUUCUUUCCUCGCCUCUGAGCGUCCUCUGUCCUCGUCUCUGAGCGUCCUCUGUCCUUAACUCUGUGUCCUCCUCAGCUGUCGUCCACUCCUCUGCAGCUCCUCUUCUUCCUCAACAGCUGGUACUUUGCUGCUUAUUACGUGGCAGAGAUUCUCAUGUUCAUAUAUAAAGGGAUCAUGCUGCCGUACCCGUCACAGAACCUGGUUCUGGACGUGGUUCUGCUGGUCCUCUUCGUCGCUCUGGAGACACUCAGGAUCUUUUAUGGUUGGAAGGGGAACCUGUGCGAGCGUUCCCUGGCGUCGUGUGCGUCCGUCUUCGUCCUCCUCCCGUGUGCGGCGCUGGCCGUGUACUUCCUGCUGCUGCAGACCUUCGUGCUGAGACUGGAGUUCAUCCUCAGCGCCGUCCUGCUCUGCUUCUACGGCUUCGAGCUGCUGCUGGGACUCCUGUCCAUAUCGUCCUUCUCCAGAGCUAAAGUUUACUGAAGACAGAGGACAUCACAGAGGACGAGGGACUGUCUGCUGUUUGUUCUGUUCAUGUAAAUAAAGUUUUUUUUGUAAAUACAAAAACAAGUUGUAAUAAAACAUUUUUAUAAAGAUUCA
Molecule: messenger RNA, 1341 nt
Organism: Solea solea (common sole)
Lineage: Eukaryota; Metazoa; Chordata; Actinopteri; Pleuronectiformes; Soleidae
Gene: tmem216
Product: transmembrane protein 216
Exons: 5
Coding region: 898-1224 (108 amino acids)
Biological process (GO): non-motile cilium assembly
Cellular component (GO): ciliary transition zone
Source: RefSeq, a predicted model, not a curated record